CUGAUUCCCGCAAAAGCUAACUAUAUAACCACAAAAGCUACCUGCUCAUUUUGCUCUCCUAUAUAUAUAUACUCCGAAAUCUCGUCUGCAGUUCGAGCUUCAGGUUGAAGUAUAUCAUCUUAAGUUAACACCGAUCACUCUCCAAUGGAUUAUUUGGCCCUAGUCGUGGCAGUCAUGGUCACCGCCUCGUCCAUUGCCAUCCACCUCCUCACCAGAGCCAAGAAAACACAGCCGGCCAACCUCCCCCCGGGCUCCCUCGGCCUGCCGGUGAUCGGACAGAGCCUCAGCCUCCUCCGGGCCAUGCGCGGCGACGGCGGCAGUAGGUGGGUACAGGACCGGAUUGACAGGUACGGGCCCGUGUCGAAGCUGUCGUUGUUCGGCACACCGACGGUGCUCCUGGCUGGACCGGCGGCCAACAAGUUCAUGUUCUUCAGCAGCGCGCUCUCCACGCGGCAGCCCCGGUCCGUGCAGCGGAUCCUGGGAGAGAACAGCAUCCUGGACCUCCACGGCGCCGACCACCGGCGCGUCCGCGGCGCUCUGCUUGAGUUCCUCAGGCCGGACAUGCUCAAGAUGUACGUGGGCAGGAUCGACGGCGAGGUGCGGCGCCACCUCGAGGAGAACUGGGCCGGCCGCGCCACCGUGACGGUGCUGCCGCUGAUGAAGCGGCUGACGUUCGACAUCAUCUCCGCGCUGCUCUUCGGCCUCGAGAGGGGCGGCGUGCGGGACGCCCUGGCCGGCGACUUCGUGCGCAUGAUCGAGGGCAUGUGGGCCAUCCCCGCGAACCUGCCUUUCACAGCCUUCAGCCGGAGCCUCAAGGCUAGCGGCAGAGCCCGCCGGGUGCUCGAGGGGAUCACGCGGGAGAAGAAGGCGAAGCAGCUGGACCACGGCAAGGCGGCAUCGCGGAACAACGACCUCAUCACCUGCCUGCUCAGCCUGAGGGACGGCCAUGGCGAGCGGCUGCUGACCGACGAGGAGAUCGUGGACAACGCCAUGGUCGCCCUCAUCGCCGGCCAUGACACGUCGUCCAUCCUUAUGACGUUCAUGGUCCGCCACCUCGCCAACGAUGACGCCACCCUCGCCGCCAUGGUCCAAGAGCAUGAAGAGAUUGCCAGGAACAAAGGCGACGGUGAGGCUCUCACCUGGGAAGACCUGACGAAGAUGAAGUUCACGUGGCGGGUCGCGCAGGAAACACUCCGCAUCGUCCCUCCGGUGUUCGGCAACUUCAGAAGGGCACUCGAGGACGUGGAAUUCGACGGCUACUCCAUCCCAAAAGGAUGGCAGGUGUUCUGGACGGCAAACGUGACGCACAUGAACGCAAGCAUCUUCCACGAGCCGACCAAGUUCGACCCGUCCCGGUUCAAGAACCAAACAGCGUCGGCGGCACCACCGUGCUCCUUCGUCGCCUUUGGCGGCGGCCCGAGGAUAUGCCCCGGUAUAGAGUUUUCCAGGAUCGAGACGCUGGUGACGAUGCACCACCUCGUGAGGCAGUUCAGGUGGAAGCUCUGCUGCAAGGAGAACACCUUCGUGAGGGAUCCCAUGCCGUCUCCGCUGCGUGGCCUGCCCAUCGAAAUCGAGCACAGAACCGCUCCCUGAUCAUGGCCAAACCUCACAGCAAUAUCCGUAUCAUGGUAGGUCGGUUGUAGGUCGCAUUACAGCAUUGCAUUAUUUUAGAGACUAGAGAGAUGAAUGAAAAUGCAGCUGCAGACAGGCCAAGAGGCCGAUUUAUAAUUAUAUAUACUCACCACACAAGUGCAGAGUUCUGUAUCAUGGCUUUUCAUGUCAGCCAUAUAUGUUUCAGGAUACUUAAAUCUUUUAAGUAAUAAAGCGCCCCUUAUCGGAAAAAAAA
Messenger RNA from Hordeum vulgare subsp. vulgare (domesticated barley), 1846 nucleotides. Its product is annotated as cytochrome P450 716B1-like. Gene Ontology annotation, molecular function: oxidoreductase activity, acting on paired donors, with incorporation or reduction of molecular oxygen; iron ion binding; monooxygenase activity. The record is from RefSeq and is a predicted model, not a curated record. Gene Ontology annotation, biological process: sterol metabolic process. The transcript has 3 exons. Lineage: Eukaryota; Viridiplantae; Streptophyta; Magnoliopsida; Poales; Poaceae. Bases 145 to 1593 code for a protein of 482 amino acids.